CGUGUGGGUGCUCUCUUGUUGGACACAGGGAUGGAAUGGAAGGGUUUUAGCAAUAGCGUGGAAGGUCCGUGUGUGGCGAUCCUGGCUGCGCAGUGGCAGCAUGGCGCAGGCAUUCCUAAAUCAGAAGGAUGCUCACUCUCUCCUCAAACGGUUUCCAAGAGCCAACGGAUUCCUGGAGGAGCUGAGGCAGGACAACAUUGAGCGGGAGUGCCAUGAGGAAAGCUGCAGCUUUGAAGAGGCCAAGGAGGUGUUUGAGAACAAGGAGAAAACGAUGGAGUUCUGGAAGCUGUACACGGUGAGCGGGCACACAGAGUCACGCUCGGAGCGCACGGACACCGUCUACAUGGUGGUGCCCCUGCUGGGCGUCGCCCUCCUCAUCAUCAUCGCGCUCUUCCUCAUCUGGAGGUGCCAGCUGCAGAAGGCCACCCGGCGGCGGCCUGCGUACAGUCAGAACCGCUACCUGGCCAGCCGCAGCUCCCGCAGCCUCCCCCGAAUCCUGGUGCACCGGGACAGCCCCUCCCACUGCGAAACCCCGCACGCCGAGCCCGCCCUGCGGCCGGGGGGGGGCGGGGGGCCGACCGGCGGGGGAGGAGGAGGACCGUCGGCAUCCACCCUGCCAGACCCCCACCCCCCAAACAGCCGCGCCCUCUACGUGCAGGACUCCUCCAUCUCGGUGGCAUCCCGCCUGUCAGGGGCCACCCCGCCCCCCUCCUACGAGGAGGUGACGGGACACCUGGAGAGCAGCAGCGACGAGACCUCGGCACCCUACAGCGACCCCCCGCCCAAAUAUGAGGAGAUCGUCAAGCAAAAGUGAGGGGGGCUGGCGGUGCCCCCCCCCCCCCCACGCUCGGACGAGGGGGGGGGGCAGUGUGUGUGUGUGGCGGACCAGGCUGCAGUGCCGGGGGGGGGGGGGGGGCAGUGUGUGCGUGCGGCGGACCAGGCUGCAGUGCUCGGGCGGCUGCCGCUGGACUCCUGCGCUGUAGAAACGCUGGUUGUCGUGGUUACGCAUGGUAUUAACGCAGUUACAGUGUCGGGAGCACCGCAGUCAUUCCAUAGCUUUCCCGCAGUCCACCACGGAGCGCAUUCCACAGCUCUGACCGGAUUCUGGUCUCCCUUCCUUCAGUGUUGUAAUCUUCCCGAAACGGAUCCUGAAUCCUCAACACUCACCUGCCCACUGCCUCUACCUGUGUCCUACCCCCCCCCCCCCCCCCCCCCAUUGCCCCCCCCCACUACCCACCACACCCUCCCCAGGGCAGCCUGCUUGCUCAGUAGAAAUGCCCAGAAAGAAAGAAAAAACCCAAGUCACAUGAUGGAAGUGAGCCAAAUUUAUUUGGUGACGGUCCAGGAUGGCAAGACCUGUGUGCGCAGAAGAAGCCCUGUUUUAUCUGUGAACUUUUCUUGGGCUUUUUUUCCCCCCUGCCUCCCCAAAAUGAAAUAUGUGAACUGUUGCAUGCUUGGAAACCUAAGGGGGGGGAUUCUCCACACACUCCUGCUUAUGCAUGCAGAGAUGCUGAGCGGCCCGAACAGUGUGAGGCCGCAGCCCAAGCCUUAAACCCACAGGGCCACCGCUGGGGCGGGGCUUAAACCCACAGGGCCACCGCUGGGGCGGGGCUUAAACCCACAGGGCCAUCGCUGGGGCGGGGCUUAAACCCACAGGGCCACCGCUGGGGCGGGGCUUAAACCCACAGGGCCACCGCUGGGGCGGGGCUUAAACCCACAGGGCCAUCGCUGGGGCGGGGUUUAAACCCACAGGGCCACCGCUGGGGCGGGGCUUAAACCCACAGGGCCACCUCUGGGGCGGGGCUUAAACCCACAGGGCCACCUCUGGGGCGGGGCUUAAACCCACAGGGCCACCGCUGAGGCGGGGCUUAAACCCACAGGGCCACCGCUGGGGCGGGGCUUAAACCCACAGGGCCAUCGCUGGGGCGGGGUUUAAACCCACAGGGCCACCGCUGGGGCGGGGCUUAAACCCACAGGGCCACCGCUGAGGCGGGGCUUAAACCCACAGGGCCACUGUUGAGGCAGGGCCAUCCACAUGCAAUGCCUUCUUACCUGAUGUAUAACCAUCCUGAGAAUUAGUAACACGCCAUCUGCCAUGCGUGCACACACACUUGCAGAAAAAGUGCAAACACACAUGCAGAAAACGUGCACACACACAUGCAGAAAACAUGCACACACACACAUGCGGAAAACGUGCACACACAUGUGGGAAAUGUGC
Molecule: messenger RNA, 2218 nt
Organism: Anguilla anguilla (European eel)
Lineage: Eukaryota; Metazoa; Chordata; Actinopteri; Anguilliformes; Anguillidae
Gene: prrg3
Product: transmembrane gamma-carboxyglutamic acid protein 3
Exons: 4
Coding region: 101-814 (237 amino acids)
Cellular component (GO): extracellular region
Molecular function (GO): calcium ion binding
Source: RefSeq, a predicted model, not a curated record